GGUGACGGCGCUGGGGGCGGUGACGCGGCUCUCGCUGCGCCUCCAUCGCCGCGGGCCGUCGCGGCUGCGCCUGCCUCCCUCGGGGCCGCUCCUUCGCGCUGCAGAGCGACGUGCAGCUGCCGGCAGCCACGUGCCGCCCCGCCCUCGGAGGCGCUUGGCACGCGGGUGCGGCCCCGCGCACAGAGCGGCCCGUAGGAGAGGAAAAAGCUUCGUGGCGGGGCGGCCCGCGUGCUUUCGCCGUGAGGUGGCUGGGGUUAGCCAGGCGAGUUGUGCCGGCUCCGUGUUCCCGAUCCGUGCCGUGGCACUUUGCGAUGGAAAAGUGCGGGCCUUGUGCUGGUGGAACCUCUGAGGUGAAAACGAGAGCUUUUGAUUCGUCUGAAGCUUGAGAAACAGUAACUCACAGGAGCGGUUCUGAGGACAGCCUGCAUGUUGGUGUGGCACAGUGAGCAAAGUGACCACCUCAAGCAGAUCCUAGGAAAGCGCCAAGAAGGGAAGGUGAUACAAGUGAUGUAUCCUCCAGUGUGAGGCACUGAGUGGAGCAGUUCCUGUCGUUUUGAACACAGAGCCUGUCAAGACUGAAUCUUGUGUGGAACAAGCUCGUUUGUAGUCACAAAUUCAGCCAGAGAAAGAAGGAGAAGCAAGAGAAGCGAGUGGCAAAGAGUCAAGUAAACCAGGCAACGGAAGGGAAGGUUCAGCUGCCUGCAUUUAAGAUAUUGGAAAUGAAAGUCUUGGGAUGGAGAACUCUCUGAUGAUCGGAGAGCACGGUGUUGGGGGUAUGUUUCUGAAUCAGACAUGUAUCCAUACGUAUCUCAGCAGUCUUGUUUUUGCUGGUCAUCUUCUCCAAUGGGAAAAAUGGUGAAGCAGCAAUGGAGAGUGAGAGAGAGGGACACAGGAGGUGAGUGGACUGUAUCAACUUGUCCUAGACCGUGGUUUGUCAGUCAGCAUCACUGUUAGCUCAGAUGAUUUAGCACAGUGUGUUCCCACGUUAUUCCCUUUGCACUGCAGAAUCUGAAGGUGAGUGAUUCAGUAGUUGAACAGUUCCCGUGCAAUAUCUGGUGUUGGUCACCUGAGCUACACUAAGUAUAUACUAAUGUAAAAGAUAGGGCUGGAGCUACACCUUCUCCUGUGCACUCUUGCCCAGAUAUAUUGGCAGAGUUAUCUCCGUAGUCAACACAGCAUCACUUCGUUUUAGAACAUAAGGAUUUGGAAGAGCACUACCAAAACCCAGCAGUGUGUAUUCAGGUUCAGUCUUCACAGAAUGCAAUGGGGUUUUCCUGAACUAUCCAGACCCAUUGUACCAGAUGGUACCGUAUGGAUGUAACACUGAUCCUUUGACUCUGUUGAUUUCUAAUUAGGUUUCUAGUAAUUAAUAUAGUUUGCAGGCCUUGCAUGAACUCUGCAGAUUACCCAUUCAUGUGAAUGAUUAACUGAAAGGGGAUUAAUCCUGGCAUGAGUUCAACCAAAAAUAAUUUUCUAGCCUGAAAAUCUUAUCUGACAGGCUAGUAGAUUUUAAUAGGGAAUGAGACGUUGGUAUUUGUGUAGUUCCAUUUCACAAAGAGAAACUUGACAGAAGAGUGUUAAAAAUACAAGCAUGGUAGACAUAAAGCAUUUGGUCACCACUCUUGGACGCAGGGUUUGGAUUUUGGGUGGUCCUGUGUGGAGUCGAGUGUUGGACUUUGUGAUCCUUGUGGGUCCCUUCUGGGAUGUUCUGUGAUUCUGUGGUAGCAUAAAAGCACAAAGAAAUGUCACCCAUGAAAAAUCUCAAUGAGUUUAGGGAAACUGUUUUAAGGUUUCUCAGAGGACUGUGCGUUUCUGAACCCAAGGUUUUUGCUGGGUUAGCAUGUUCUCUGUGCCUUUUCAAACUUCUCCUGUGACCAGUCUAUGGUUGUACAUAAAUACCAAGAAGAUCAGCUGUAGCUUUCAUAACACAUUGAAAUCUGUUUUAAACAGCUGCUGUGUGUCUGGUACUCCAUUAGACUUUCAAACACUUAUUUUACAGGAAAUAAUGUGAAUUCUCAGGUCCUUGGACCAAACUUAGUCCUCAGGCAUGCACGCUGAUCUCAGUGUGGGAAAGUCUGGAAGGUAUUUGUUCCAGGGAAUUGUCAGUGCUGCACAGUUUUCUGAGUCUAUGAGCCUAUAAGCAAUGCCAAUAAGCAUUUUUCCAUUCCCAGCAAUUUCUCAGCCCAUGCAAAUACCUACUAGGCAAACUGCAGCAGAUUGAGCCAAGCAGGAGAAUACCAUGAAAGCUACUGCAAGCAGUGACGUUCAUGCAGAAGGUGGGAAUGGGAGCAGAGAUGCAUGCUAAGGAAAGGGGGAAAGAAUAACAUUGUGUUGACUCAGUCUCCUCUUACAGAGAGGACAAUGCUGGCUGCACCUAGGGAUGAGCAAAGCUGAGAAAGGGAACAUGGGUAGAAGUAAACAAGGGUGUGCUACUAUGUGUUAUAGGGCUCAGAAUGUUGAACAUCCUUAGCAGAUAAAUAUCCAAAAUCAUUAUAUUCUAUAUAAAUACUGGGCCAAGUGCCUCUGAUAUAACUGCAGUUAUUGACUAUAGCAAGUGUGCUGUAUUAUUUCAUCCAGGUGCUUGGGGUGCUAAUUUUAUUUAAUGGAUAAUAAGUGCCAUCAAAAAACAGAGUUGCUACUUUGCUUGGAUUUCAUUGAAAGAUGCACUCCUAAAAGGAGAGGAAAUCCCCAAAAUGAUACUCGGUGAUUAACUACAUAGAAUAUUGGAUUUCAGUGUUUGCAAAUCCUUUUUUUCAAAUGAACUUGUGGCACUAAUCCUCUAAUGGCAUUAUUUCUUUGGAAUAUAUGCCGGAUUAAGGAGUCACAAUGAGGCAAAGUACAAAAAUCCACAUUAAUCUCUCACCAGUGGAUGCUGUGUGGGAUGCAACUUUAACUGUGUUUUUCCAGACCUGGUCUGUUCCUAUCCUUGCCCCAGGUCUACACAGAGGGAGGAACAGAUAUAAACAAAUGUGACACUGAGCGCUCAGCAGAUGGUCACAAGCCAUUUAACUAGAUGGAAAGGCCUGGGCAUUUAUUAUUUUUAAACUGCAGAAGCUAAGCCUGCCCUAUGCUGUCUGUGGUGAACUGCAGGAAGUAGAUGGACUGGUCUGCGAGGCAGGAGCAGGGCAAUGUUCACCAGUGUGCAGGGAGAGAACAGCACUGCCCUGCCUACCAGCUAAUGAGGGCCUGCCCACCAUUCUGUAUUCCACGUGCAGGGCACAGCCUGGGCUACUGCAAAGUAGCAUCCAUGCUUUCAGCCCUCGCUCUGGUCAUCCUGCUUUGCUUUAGGAUAACCUUGCUGUCCCCUCAUCCUGCAUAGCUUGCUUUCUAGGAAGAAGAAAUUAGGUCGCUGUGAAAAUACAAUUCCCUUCUCACCGGAUUAUAGGGAUGCUGUCAUGGUGCCAUGAGGUAUUUUUACUCUCAUUCAAUGGCCUAAAGUGGUGAUAGAAUUUCUGAAUGGUCAAUGCAUCACUUAAUGCACUGAUGUCAGAGCACUGAAGCUAGCCAAGCCUACCACUGUAAUCAGUGCUUAACGUGCUUAAGGAUUUCCCCAGUUCCAGGGAUCGGAGAUUAUCAGAUAUUCCCGUUCCACCUUCAUCGAAGCACGGUGGGCAUGGAGCCCUGAGCCCAGCAGAGCCUGGCACGCGUGCACAGAUGUGGGUUGCCUUGUUGCUGUUUCAUCCCUGGGCACUCUUGUUAAGCACGACAUUGGAAGUGGAUGAAAGCUGUCGAGUUCAGUGAGUUCCUUACUGACGGGAGUGCUUGGGGUUCUCAGCUGUGUAACUGAGACACCCGGGUAGGGGUAGGACUCACAUAGGUGCUCUUUCCCUGUGGAUACAGAGCAAGGUGCUGAUUUCAGAGAUUGGGUCAGAACAGCCAUCCCUGGGCUCAGGAGGCAUUACGACCAGCUUGGAGAUCUCUGCUUUUUGGGAACAGUUAUGUGCCCUUGAUUCUUGCAGGUAAACACUGCCCAUGAGAGCGGCUUUGUGCAUUUUUUCCUUCUGCAAACAUCUUUCUGAGUAGUAUUUCUCAUGGGUGGGAGGAUUUCCCUGCUGUUCACUCGAAGUUUUCUUCUCCUAAUCUUAUCCUAUUGACUCUCAGCAGCACACUGUGCCCCACUCAGCCCUGUCUGAAUCAUUUGUACGUUGACACACUGAGUCAGGCCUGUCCUCAGCCAGUGUCUGCCGUGCUUGCACAGCAGUCAUUACUUUUAUUGACCAUCUUUAUCACUCCCCACCAAAAGCACUCCAGCUUGCAUAUGUCUGUAAUGUAUACAUAGCAGUGAGAGGACCACGUAAAAUGGUGUUGGAACAGGUACAGGUGAAGGUGAGCAGGAAACGAUGAGGAAAACUCAUCUGGCACAUGAGGGGAAACAAGAGGUGUUGGGUUGAUGUAGGCUAUGGGGGUGACAGCAUCACAGAUAUUGGCCAGGAGCAUCCAAGCUAGAAAACGUAACUCUCACUGUCAUGGAAAUCAGAUUUACACACACACAAAUAUAGGGUAGCUUGGUUUAUGCACCUGAUGUGAUCUGUGAUGCCGUACUGUGCUAUCAUGCUGUUGCCUACAAGCAGAAUGUGGUGGGUGGCACAGCAGGACGUCUCCUCUCCUGCAUGCUGUGCCAUGAAGUGCUCAGCAGUGAGCUACCCCUCUGUGUCCCUUCCAUCACCAAACUGCAACGCCCACUGACACCUGCCUUUGCUCAGCCUCCACCAACACUCCUGACAAGUAUGGACAAAAGGGGUGGGAAAACAAAGAGCUUUUCUUCAGGUGCUGCUGUAACCCGACCUGCGAGGUGACUCAGCUGGCAGCAGCUGUGCGGGACGUGGGGCGGUCAGGGUGCAGCGCUCAGCCUGCACUGCCACUUCCUCCUUUCUGCAUUGCCAGGGAGCUCAGCUGUGGCACCAGCAGAGAGUACCCAAGUGGAUUCUCAGCUCUCCUGCCUGAAUAGUGAGGCUGGAACAGCAGAAAGGACCUGCAGAGCUGUUGUGCAGAGCUGUUGUGCAGAGCUGUCGCUGUCAGGCUGAUGAAGACAGGAACACUCAAAAGAAAAGCACCUGGAAUGUCCUGAUAGGUAGAAGUGAAGUUUUGUUCACGUGCCAUGGCUCACUUCUGCCAGCCCUGAAAGUGCUGUAAAAGGUGAAACAAACCCACAGGUGUACCGAUGGAAAAGACAGGAGACACACAGAGUUGCCAGAACAAGAGUGAGGAAGACAUCCCAAAGAGUUCCCCAUUUGACUUUGUUAUAAAGCAGUUCCAAGGGAAGAAAUCCUCUUCUGGAAAGAGAAAAGAGCAGCCUUCAGCCAUCCAGAAGUUCUUCAGUGGCUUUGACUUUGGGAAAUCAGAAGGCAAGGAAAGACAAAAAAUUGAAGAAACAGAAAUAAACAACUGUAGAGCUGAUGAUCAGAGUGAGAAGGAAAAUCUCUCAGUAGAAGAUGAAUCUUCACAGCUGAUUUCUGAAGCAGAGUCACCAUCUGGUGAGCAGAGAUUUAACCAGUUCAUGCAGAAACUAGGAAAGAAACCCAACAGCAAGAACUUGGAUCUCAAUAAUUGUGCAUUAAGUGCAGCAGAUGUAACAGAGCUGGCUUCUUUACUGCCAUUUCUCCCAGAGCUGGAAGAGAUCGGCCUGUCCUGGAAUGGUUGUGUUGGAGGGACUUUGAAAACCCUCACUGCUCAGUUCCAUCAUGUGAACCUGCUAAAAGUCCUUCGACUUAACAACUGCAGGCUGUCAGCUGAGGAUGUCACCUCCUUAGGAGAGGCAUUUGAAAUUGUUCCUCAGCUUGAAGAACUGGAUUUAUCAUGGAACAGUAAUAUAGGUGGCAAACUAUCACUCCUGACAAAAAAACUUCGGAAGGGAUGCAAAAUUAAACUUCUGAAAAUUACAGAUUGUAACCUGACGGCCAAAGAUGGAGAAUCCCUUGCUGAAAUACUAAAUGUGCUCCCAAACCUUGAAGUAUUAGAUCUCUCUAUCAACAAACACAUUGGCUGCAGCAUGAAGGUCAUUGCUCAGGGUCUGAAAAACGUACCGGGCCUCAAGGAGUUGAACUUGCACAUGUGUGGAUUAAAGCAGGACAGCCUCCAGGGAUUAGACACUGCUUUGCAGCACCUUACAGCACUAAGAAAAUUAGACAUAUCAUGUAACAAAGAGAUUGGUGGUGGCUUUAAAGACUCAGCAGCUCAUUUGGCCAGCUUGAAAAAUCUCGAAGUCCUUGACCUCCACCAGUGCUGUGUAACAGAAGAAGACACGACCGUUUUGUCCCAGGUGAUACCUUUACUCUCCAGUCUUCAAGAGCUGAAUUUGUCCUGGAAUAAAAACAUAGGAGUCUCAUCUGAUCCUCUUCUCGGCAGACUCAGAUUUUUACCGAAGUUGAAAUCUGUGGCCAUCAGCAAUUGUGGUUUAGGCAAGGAGUCCUUUUCAUCACUAGCUGAGGCUGCCCUUCACCUUCCUGAACUGGAGAUAUUAGACCUUUCUUGGAAUAAGUGCGUUGGUGGAAACCUAAAGCUGCUUUUGGGAGCACUAAAGCUUGCAACGGAGAUUCAAGUGUUAAGACUGAGCAGCUGUAACUUGGUGGCUGAAGAUUUGGCGCUUCUAACAUUACUGUCACACGAUGGCCACCUAGCCAGGUUACGGAAGCUGGAUUUGAGUUAUAACAACACCAUCUCUGAUGAAGGGUGGAUGGUUUUCUGUCAAGGCUUAGCAACAUUCAAAGAACUCUCAGAGCUGGAUGUCAGUCUUCGUCCAUCAUCCUGCCGUGCCUGUGGGACGUGGUUCAGUGAGUUGUUAGCAGCACUGACAAAGCUGCCUGCAUUGGCAGAGCUGGGGAUGCAGAGAUGGGUCCUUUCAGAAUCGCAGCGUAAACAGCUGGAAGGCUUUAAUCAAGACAACAAAAGAAACAUUCGUUUUGACUGUUGAUGGAGGUUGGAGGUUU
Phasianus colchicus (ring-necked pheasant) is the source of this 6926-nucleotide messenger RNA. The record is from RefSeq and is a predicted model, not a curated record. NCBI's taxonomy places the organism in Eukaryota, Metazoa, Chordata, Aves, Galliformes, Phasianidae.